Spodoptera litura is the source of this 1469-nucleotide messenger RNA. RefSeq lists its product as uncharacterized. NCBI's taxonomy places the organism in Eukaryota, Metazoa, Arthropoda, Insecta, Lepidoptera, Noctuidae. The record is from RefSeq and is a predicted model, not a curated record.
GUGCGCCUAUAGUUAUUAAGUGAAAGUGUUCAGUGAAUACAAAAUAAACCAAAAACUAAAUAAUUGAUCGGAACUUUCAUCUUUGAACCACCCUCAACUUAAAAUAAUAAUAAAUAAAAGACGUAACGGCUAAAUAAACGUCAAUAACUUUAAGCGAUAACAGUGCUUAAGUGUAAAACAGUCUAGUUAAUAUAGCUGUUACAAAGUUCUGAGUCUAAAUAGAGUGUGCCAAGUGUAGAUACUGAGUACCUGGAGUGCAUUUUGUAUAAAGCGACAUCUUGACAUUAAGCGGAACAACUGUGUUAAAAAUAUCUGAUCGUUUAACAUGCCUACAGCAAAGUGUGGUGGUUGUGCGAAAUUUUUGUCGCCAUUAGACGCUGCCAAAUGCAAUCACUGUAAUGGUCUUUACCACCGUGCUUGUGUUUGCCUCCCGAGCACUGGUUACAUUAAACCUGCGUGGCGCUGCCCUGAGUGUAGCAAAAACCAGGUGAGAGACAAUAAGGCAGAUACACCAGUUCGGACCAGGACUGCCCAGGUUGAAGAGCACUUAAAUCCUGAAGAACUUAUGGAGACCAGCACAAUGAGCUGCACGACCCUGGACGCUACCAACCCUUUAUCUCCGGAUUUAGCUGACGAACUGCGGCUAUUUAAGGAGGAACUACGAAAAGAAUUUCGCCUGAUGCAUCGGGAGCUCCAGCAGCUGCGCACGGAAAUGGCGCAACUCAAAGAGUCUGUUAGGACAUCUGACGAGCGUAUGGAGAGCUUGGAGGUGCGUGUGGGGUCCCUCGAGCAAAGGCUGGAGCAACAAGUCCUGCCGGAGAAGGGUUCAUUAGAGAACACCAUUGACGAGCUGAGGUGUCAAUUGAACGACCGAGAUCAAGAGCUAUUAGUCAACGAUAUCGAGAUCUCAGGAAUCCCUGAAAGCAGGGACGAGAGCACCCUCCACCUGAUUAAGAUUCUCGGAACAAAGCUCGGCGUCAACAUCGAUGAGAAAGACGUCGUUCACGUUGAGCGCGUUGGUUCCACGCACCGAAACCGAAUCACCAACACCAUCUCUGCCGACCCCAGUGCGCAGCGGCCGCGUUGUAUAUCGGUUCGAUUCGCGAGGCGAUCUACGCGUGACUCAUUGCUGCGCGCGGCCCGAGUGCGGCGCGGUCUGAGUACACAUGACCUCGAUGUGAACGGGCAAGCGCACCGUAUCUACAUAAAUGAGCGGCUUACGCGAACGAACCGCCAACUAUUUUACCUCGCUAGACAGGCGGGGACUCGGAGAAAUUGGAGGUAUGUCUGGACGAGGGAUGGGAGAAUCUUGGCACGCAAAGAGGAUGGCCUAAAGGCCGAGCGCGUCCGAUGUGAGGCCGAUAUAAGCAGGAUUUUUGGUUAGGGACCUGUUUGUUCUGUUUGCAAACAUGUGUUACAAUGUAGUCAUAAGUCACUUGUCUUACACUUAUUGUACUGUUAUUGUGUUG